AUGUAUUGUUUACAAUGGCUUUUACCUUUAUUUUUAAUACCAAAAGUUGGUUUUCAUCCUGAUCAAAUAAUAGAAAGAGCAAUUUUAUCAUGGAUAUAUUUGAUAGGAUUUUUUAUUGAAAGAAGACCUUGUCAUGUAUGUACAGCGGCUUUUAUAAUAUUUCUACUGGCUUAUUGUUACAGUGACCCUGACAAUUGUGUUUUUUAUCCUUUUUGCAAAACAACAAAAAAUGGAGAAGCUUGCGAAGUUUCUACUUAUUAA
Strongyloides ratti is the source of this 261-nucleotide messenger RNA. Its product is annotated as Bladder cancer-associated protein. The transcript is spliced from 2 exons. The record is from RefSeq and is a predicted model, not a curated record. Lineage: Eukaryota; Metazoa; Nematoda; Chromadorea; Rhabditida; Strongyloididae. Bases 1 to 261 code for a protein of 86 amino acids.